GCCUCCUUGGCGUCCUUGAAAAGACGGUGGAACAUGGCUGGCACGGCGCGCAGCUGCGGGACCAGCCUGGACCUGCUGCGGUCCUUUCCGCGAGUGAGCCUAUCCAACCUGAAGCCCAGUCUCAACUCCAGAAAACGGGAAAGACGUCCAAGAGAUCGGAGAAGAGGUAGGAAGUGUGGCAGAGGCCAUAAAGGAGAAAGGCAGAGAGGAACCCGGCCGAGGCUGGGCUUUGAGGGAGGGCAGACUCCAUUUUACAUUCGAAUCCCAAAAUAUGGAUUUAAUGAAGGACAUAGUUUCAGGCACCAGUAUCAGCCUUUGAGUCUCAGGAGACUACAGUAUCUCAUUGAUUUAGGUCGAGUUGAUCCAACUCAACCUAUUGACUUAACACAGCUUGUGAAUGGGAGAGGCGUGACCGUCCAGCCACGGAAAAGGGACUAUGGGGUCCAGCUGGUUGAAGAGGGUGCUGAUACUUUUGAAGCAAAAGUUAAUAUUGAGGUGCAGUUGGCUUCCGAAUUAGCCAUUGCUGCAAUUGAAAAAAAUGGUGGUGUUGUUACUACAGCCUUCUAUGACCCACGAAGUCUAGAAAUUCUGUGCAAGCCUGUUCCAUUCUUUCUGCGGGGACAACCCAUUCCAAAAAGAAUGCUUCCGCCCGAGGCGCUGGUGCCCUAUUACACAGAUGCAAAAAACCGGGGCUACCUGGCCGACCCUGCCAAGUUUCCUGAAGCAAGACUUGAGCUCGCCAUGAAAUAUGGCUACGUUCUUCCUGAUAUCACGAAAGACGAACUCUUCAGAAUGCUCAGCACUCGGAAGGAUCCAAGGCAGAUUUUCUUUGGUCUGGCUCCUGGCUGGGUAGUGAAUAUGGCAGAUAAGAAAAUUCUAAAACCUACAAAUGAGAAUCUUCUCAAGUAUUAUAGCUCCUGAACUGGUUUCUAGUAAAUCAGACUCGUGAGCCAGAUGGGAUGCAUGGAUUCUUGUGGGUCUUAAAGCCUUGGGAUUGGUACCAGCCUUCACUGUGGUUAAAUCUCUUGUUCUUUUUCCAUCUUAAAUUAAAUAGUAGGCAGCAAAAGCUUCAUGGAGGGAUUGAGCCUUUGAUGGUGUAUUUUUGAACAAUUCAAACAGUGGCAGUCUUUAGAAAAGUGAUUAAAAAGAAAAAACUUACUUAAAAUUACCUUUCUUUUGGGAGCUGGAGAUGGAGCAGUGUGCUUUGAUACAUGGUUUCUUGGUGUAGCCCUGGCUUCGAACUCACACAGUUCCACCUGCUUCUGCUGGGGUUAAAGGGAUGUGCCACUACCGCCCAGCCUGACUUUAAGUAGUUUAAAAUGUAUUUCUUUACUGUCCCAUCUUUUCAUGGUCUUUUCUUAACCUACAUUUUCUCUUUCAUCAGAGUGCAGGGCAGAGAUUGAUUAGUAGGCCUGGGAGCACUUUACUGUGUGUGGAUUUAAGCUAGGCCCUGUUGGCGUUAUGUUUUUUAAAGUGGGGUACAUCAGACAAGUUAUUUCAUCUUCCUUAAGCUGAGGUACAGUGUCAGUCUGAAGUAACAAGAGUGUAUAACAGACUGCAGAAUCUCUUUCCUACCCUUCUUUGCAGUUUAGAGGUUGGACCAGUGCUAUACAUACUGGAAGACACUGCCCCUCGGCUUCAUCUUCAGGUUAGGUACAUGAAUGACACAGAUGCUUCCUGUCUCUGAAGAGAACUUUGUCCGUAGCCUGUCUGUAUAGAAAUCAGUUUCCUUACACAUCCUGUAUUGUAACUAUGGGGUGUGCUGUAGCCCUAAGUAAGCUGUUGUCUUGCCUCAUUGUGCAGGAGGCUUUCCUUUGGUGCUGCAGUUUACAAUUGUGGAUCUCAGAGAUGCUGCCUUCACAGGAAAACUUCUUUACAGGAAGUGAGAGGAAAUGAGUCACCUAAGGGGAGACCACAUUGCAGCCUUCCAUCUCAGAGUGUCCUUUCAGGGUCUUUGGACUCCCCUCCCCCAUCCCUUCAAGCCGAAUGACUACUUCACAUAGGAGAGCUGACAGCCAAACAUGGGCUUUCUUCACAUUGGUUGUCUGGUGGCAUACAGGUGGAAGGAAAUUGGAAUAGAGUGAUAAAGGGAAGAGUAAAAACAGGAAACAGGUGUCUGGUGAAGGAGAAUGCUGGCCAGUGUUUAUUUGGUGACAGGAACUUUGUCACAAACAGCUGUAUCCGGGUUGAGAUACUGUAACCUCACAGCUCAUUCUCAGCCAAAACAGCACCAUCCAUAAAGCUCGUCUGGGCUACUAUAGCCUUGUGCCAUUCACAAGGGCACAGGGAGAGGUCCAGGAGAGGUGGUAGCUGUAUGAGUAUAUCCCUUGAGAAUAUACCUUUAAAAGCAAGAAGCCUUCAGUGUAGAGCUGUCCUUUUUGGAAUGUGGUCUCAGCUGGCCUCAGAAUACAUGGCUUUGGUGGCCAAGCUCUAAACAACUUGAGUUAAUUUGUGUUUUAAAACAAUUUUUAGUGCCAGGCAUAGUUAGUUGUACACACUUUUAAUCUCAGCACCCAGAAGGCAGAAAGGCAGGUGUAUCUCUGAGUUUAAGGUCAACCUGGUCUUCAAAGUGAGAUCCUAUCUCCAAAAAAACAAAGCAAACAACAAACAAUUCUAGAGUCCAGGGACAGAUGGGCAAAGUGUUGAAGUUUAAAUUCUAAAGCCUGUGUGAGCCAUGUAGGAGCUUGGCACUGUGUGCAUGGGCAUCAGAAGACUGGUCAGACCCCUCCAGGCUCAGUGGCCAGCCAGUUUAGCCAAAUAGUGAACCUCAGGGUCAGUAAAUAAGAAAUCUUAUAUCAAAAAAACCCCAAACAAACAAAUAACUAACAAUGAGCUUAACAGCUCAGCAGCUAUGAGCACUUGGUUCUUGCAGAGGACCCAAGUACAAUUUCCAGCACCCGCAUGGUAGCUCACAACCAUCUGUUUUCCCAAUUCCAGGGGACCGGAUGCCCUCUUCUGACUUCCAUGGGUGCCAGGCAAGAUACUCAUACAUGUAAGAUUUUAAAAAAGCCAUUGGGAAAAGAUAUGUGGCCAGCAUCUAGUCUCCAUGUGUGCCUGCCUGCAUCUGCCCCCACACCCCAUUUCUAAACUGAGAGGGAAAAUUUGUUAUGAUCUGAGUCCCUGGUCUUUUUUAUUAAAUGUAACUCACUAUUUGGGAAGUAGAAGGUUCUUCAUAGAGUGGGAAGUGUCAGAUGAGACUAGUACUACUCAUUUUACCUAGGGUGGAAGAGAGUGGGCUCUGAUGUUAGCGUGAGUGCCAGUGAUACCUUGCUGCAGGCAGACCACUACAUUGUAUAGCUUUGCCUGUUACAUGCCUGGAGCUGCAGAGCCAUCUGGAUGGAACACUUGACUAGGACUUAAAGCAGGACUAGAUUUGGGACUUCGGCAUACAGUUUAUUCUCUGCCUCAGUUUCACUAUCGGUGAAAUGGAGAGUAAAGUAAAAAUUUGGUUAUUUUAAAAUACAAAUUAUCUUAAGGAUUUUACUACUGUGAUCAGUACCAUGACCUGUACUGUAAUCAAGUUGGGAAGGAAGGGCAUUACACUUCCAUUGCACUGUUGAUCAAGGGAGAAAGCCAGGAUAAGAACUCAAUCAGGGCAGGAUCUGUAGAUACCAUGGAGGGUGCUGCUUGCUGACUUGCUCCUCAUGGCUUGCUCAGGCUGCUUUCUUAUAGAACCCAAGAUCACAGCCCAGGGAAGGUACCACCAACAAUGGUCUGGGUCCUCCCCCAUUAAUCACUAAUUAAGAAAAUGCCCUAUAGGCUUGCUUACAGCUGGAUCUCAGGGAGACAUUUUCUUAAAUUGAGAUUCCUUCAUUUCAGAUGACUGUUGACAUAAAAUUAGAACAAUUAUGAAAGUCGCUAGUGUUUGUAAAGCAUGUAGCUCAUGGCCUGCUUCAUAGGUCUUUAGGGGUGUUGGUGAGUUAGUGUCUCUUCUGGUCCUUAUGUAGCUGCCAUCCUAUGGAUGCUACUUCCUUCCCUUUUAGGAUUUACAUAUAGUCUGUGUUUAGCCUUCUGUAAGUCAUUCUUGAGUCUCACUAUUGAGAAGAUGCAUGAUAGACUUUAGAUUGUUUUUAGCAGGAGCUAAAAAAUACAUUUUGAAGAGGCAACAUCACAGAGGCAGAACCUGAGGGUAGAGUUUCUGACUUGAUCACUGGUUUACUUUGCAAAACCUUCAAGACCCAGUAACUUCUUUUUCUCUUUCAAAAGCAUUUAUAUAGUUUGUGUAUGUUCAUGUUACAAAAGGCACACACUUGACAAUUAGAAGACAGCCGAUGUGAGUUGGUUCUCUUCUUCCACCACCUUCAUUCUGGAGAUCAAAAUCAAGUCAUCAGGCUUGGUGGCCUUUACCUGAAGAGCCAUCCUGCAGGCCCCUACUAAUUCUAUAAGCACCUUAUCUGUUUGAAGAAGAUAGUACAAUCGAGAGGGAGAGUUUUAAGGUUAUUAGAUCUAGGAAUUCUGUGUAUUGAACAAAACUACAGAAGGGAAGAUAAAGGUGCUAGUUGUUUCAGAUUUGGGUGCUGUGUUUCUCUGUAUAUAUAGAUGAUUUUAUUUUCACCAAUUAAAAUUAAGAUUCAUAUAUCUUUUUAAAGAUUUUUAAGCACUGGAGGUUUGAAUUUCAUAUUUGGCAAUGCAUUCUAAGCUUUCAUUGUGUAAAGGAUACACACGUGGAAAAUCAGUCUGGGACAUUACAGUAACAACAGUGACAAUAAACUUUAUGGGACAAGGAGAUGACUCAGUGGUUAAGAGAACUUGCUGUGCAAGAAUGAGGACCUGAGUUUGAAUACCCAGCACCUAUGUAAAAAUUCAGCCAUGAUUGCACAUGCCUGUAACUCUAGCACUGUGGAUCGUGAAUCCAGGAUGAUCUGGGGCUUAGGGGUCACCAGCCUAGUGAGAAAGAGGCCUGUCUGCAGGAAAUAAAGUGAAAAAAUAAUAGACACUAGACAUCCUCAUUUGUUCUGUGCACACCUGGAAAUGGGUGCAUUCGCCCAUGUAUGUACAGACACGUAUUCCCUUCUCCAAAAUACCUUUUUUAAAAAAAAUUAAAUUUUUAUUAAUCAAAUUGAA
Grammomys surdaster is the source of this 5064-nucleotide messenger RNA. RefSeq names its product mitochondrial ribosomal protein L15 (gene Mrpl15). The transcript has 5 exons. Bases 34 to 921 code for a protein of 295 amino acids. Gene Ontology annotation, molecular function: structural constituent of ribosome. The record is from RefSeq and is a predicted model, not a curated record. NCBI's taxonomy places the organism in Eukaryota, Metazoa, Chordata, Mammalia, Rodentia, Muridae. Gene Ontology annotation, biological process: translation. Gene Ontology annotation, cellular component: mitochondrial large ribosomal subunit.